Messenger RNA from Acanthopagrus latus (yellowfin seabream), 1581 nucleotides. RefSeq names its product ubiquitin carboxyl-terminal esterase L3 (ubiquitin thiolesterase) (gene uchl3). The transcript is spliced from 9 exons. Gene Ontology annotation, molecular function: cysteine-type deubiquitinase activity. The record is from RefSeq and is a predicted model, not a curated record. Gene Ontology annotation, biological process: ubiquitin-dependent protein catabolic process; protein deubiquitination. Gene Ontology annotation, cellular component: cytoplasm. The coding region runs from base 198 to 896 and encodes 232 amino acids. NCBI's taxonomy places the organism in Eukaryota, Metazoa, Chordata, Actinopteri, Spariformes, Sparidae.
UAAAAUGUCUUGCAACAUGUCUGACUACUGAGUGUGGUGUGUGUAUGGUUUACGGAGAGGCAAGCACCCCUACGCAUGACGUUCGCUUUAAGGUGCACUUUCCAGACGCGGAAGCGAUUUCCAGCUGUCAAGCAGAUUUUGGUAAAUCAGUUUCAGCUCUCGGUCGAAAGGAAAAUAGCGAUUGACUGCACGUCAAAAUGGACUGUCCACGCUGGCUGCCCCUGGAGUCAAAUCCCGAAGUCAUGAAUAAGUUUGUCAAUUGUUUGGGAAUGAGGCAAACCUGGCAAUUUGGAGAUGUGUAUGGACUGGAUCCAGAGCUUCUCAACAUGGUCCCGAGGCCAGUGUGUGCCGUGCUUCUACUUUUCCCAGUGACAGAGAAGUAUGAGACAUUCAAGCAGGAGGAGGAAGAGAAACUCAAGGGUCAGCCACAAGAGGUCUCUCCUGACGUCUACUUCAUCAAGCAAACUAUUGGAAACGCCUGUGGAACAAUAGGAUUAAUUCAUGCAGUGGCAAACAACAAGGCACACCUGGAAUUUGAGUCUGAUUCUGCUCUGAAGAAGUUUCUUGAACAAACCUCUAAAAUGACCCCAGAGGAAAGGGCCACCUUCCUGGAAAAAGAUGAGAGUAUACGUGUCACACAUGAAUCCAGUGCACAGGAGGGACAGACUGAGGCUCCAAGUUUAGAUGAGAAAGUGAAUCUGCAUUUUAUAGCUUUUGUGAAUGUCGCAGGACAGUUAUAUGAACUGGAUGGCCGCAAGCCUUUCCCCAUCGUCCACGGAAAAACUUCAGCAGACACUUUCUUCGAGGAUGCUGUAAACGUUUGUAAGAUCUUCAUGGCUCGCGACCCUCAGGAGCUUCGUUUCACCCUCAUUGCCCUCUCCAAAGAUUCAUACUGAUGAAAAUCCCCCCCGUGACCCCAGGAGACAAAGGAAAUAUGACUGCCAAACAUUCGCAAGUGCUGAUUUCAUUGGAAAAUAAUCAUUUUCUGCAAGUGAUGUGGGGAAUAUAAUAAAAUGUCAGGGAUAUCAUACUAAAGUAAUGCUCCUUUGUUGUCUUACAUCACUUUCUACAAGUUGGAUGAAAUUCUAAGGGAAUUAAAGUGCUGCUGUGCAACUAAAAGUGUUUCUUGUUAAGAUCAAAAUCUUCCACAUGUUCCCCACAGCUGAAGCGUCUGUAACUCCACUGCACUAAAGUUUGUUCACAUGGCAAGUUUGGCUGUCAAUCAAGAAAGAAAUUUCACAUUUUCCACGUCACUGAGGGAACUCAACCGCUUUUCUGCUCUGGGUUCAAUGAAACAUACUCUAUGUAGUGAUUUGUUUUUGAUCAUAUGUCUAACGCCGUGGUCAAAUGAGCUGAAGAAACAUUUUUUUGCAAGGCUUUUAAUUUGAGUCAGAGCUUUGAAAAAACAGACAGGCCUAAUGCUGUUGUGUAAUGUAACGAAAAGCUUCUCAAAAAAAAAAAUAAACAUGCCUCCUGUAAGUGAGGCCAAAUGAAAAGUGCAGACUGUAGAUCCGUGUGGAAGGUGCCUACAUUUUUGUAAGAAGAAUCGAAUUCUGUCAAAUAAAAGGCAAAUUUAUUAAA